CUCUGCUAAAAUAAUGUUUGUCUUUCUUUUUUCCCAGGCUAACGGCCUGAAAGAGGGUGACUACAUUGUUUCUGUAGGCGACACAGACUGUAAAUGGAUGGGCCUGAGUGAGGUGAUGCGGUUGUUGAAGGACGUGGAUGAAGAAGGGAUUGACAUCCAGGUGGUCAGCACAGUGGACAGCAACUCUCCGAUGCCUACAAAGAGUGCCACCUUCUCAGGAAACCUGCCUAAGACUUACUCCAUGAUUUGCUUGCCCUUGGAUGAAGAAGAUAAGAACUCCAAAUCACGCAAAGUGAGCAAAAAGCCAUCUUUCAUCAGCUGGGGACUGAAGAACAAGCUGAAGAGUGCGAGCACGCUCAGUCUUCCCACAGCGGAAUCCUCUGGCACACUGCCCUGGAACAAACCCUGUCCCACGUUCCCCGUUUCCAGUUCUUACAACGACAGUGCCCUCUACUGAGCUUACUACAGUGGUUUCUUUACAGUAUGUAUUGAGCCUACUCUGACUACACUACAGUAUCAGUCCUGUGCUGUACC
Messenger RNA from Thalassophryne amazonica, 534 nucleotides. RefSeq names its product rhophilin-2-like. NCBI's taxonomy places the organism in Eukaryota, Metazoa, Chordata, Actinopteri, Batrachoidiformes, Batrachoididae. The transcript is spliced from 2 exons. Gene Ontology annotation, biological process: negative regulation of stress fiber assembly. The record is from RefSeq and is a predicted model, not a curated record. Gene Ontology annotation, molecular function: protein binding. Bases 14 to 457 code for a protein of 147 amino acids.